Messenger RNA from Zygosaccharomyces rouxii, 1653 nucleotides. RefSeq lists its product as uncharacterized. The transcript has a single exon. Gene Ontology annotation, biological process: transmembrane transport. NCBI's taxonomy places the organism in Eukaryota, Fungi, Ascomycota, Saccharomycetes, Saccharomycetales, Saccharomycetaceae. The record is from RefSeq and is a predicted model, not a curated record. Bases 1 to 1653 code for a protein of 550 amino acids. Gene Ontology annotation, cellular component: membrane. Gene Ontology annotation, molecular function: transmembrane transporter activity.
AUGGGAAUACGCCAGUUAAUCUCUCAGCAGGAAGUGGAACAAAAAAGCGAUGAGGAUAAACAAUAUAUUACUGAAGACAUUGAGCAGUUGAGCACUGAUUCAAGUAUCGAUGCUUCAAGUAAUGUUUUCGCAGAUCCGGAAAUCGCUAAUUAUUAUUCAUCGAUAUAUGAGAACUCUCAAUAUGAGUGUCGCCACUUGUUUGAUCCAGAUUUUACGUGGACUCGGAAAGAAGAAAAGCGUGUGAUUAAAAAAAAUGACUGGUACGUUACCUUUUGGACGUUUCUUAUGUUUACCGCGCUCGAUUUUGAUAGAAGUAAUAUAUCGCAAGCCCUUUCUGACAAUAUGUUGGAAAACCUGAAUUUGACAACAAAUGAUUAUAAUACAGCGAAUACAAUCAAUCUGGUUUGUUUCCUAGCUGCCGAACUUCCAUCGCAGCUUAUUUCCAAAAAAAUUGGUGCUGAUGUUUGGAUUCCAACGCAAAUGUGCCUUUGGAGUAUUGUGUCGGUAUGUCAAGCUUCCAUGACUACAAAAUCUGGGUUUUAUGCGACAAGGGCACUUUUAGGGGCAUUACAGGGAGGAUUCAUUUGCGAUGUUUGCCUUUGGAUGAGCUAUUUCUUUACCUCCAAGGAAUUACCUUUCAGGCUUUCUCUAUUCUACAUCGCUAACCCUAUGACAUCAGUUUGGUCCAGUUUGCUUUCUUUUGGUCUAUUGAAAAUUAAAACGGGUGGACUCAUGAACCAGUCUUGGAGAUGGCUAUUUCUGGUUGAAGGUCUUUUCACAUUGCUGAUUGGCAUCAUGUCUUUCUUGAAAAUGCCCCCAUCACCUGCCCAAACAAAAGCAUGGUAUAGGAAAAAAGGAUGGUACACUGAUCGGGAGGAAAAAAUUGUCGUAAACAGAGUAUUGAGGGACGAUCCGACUAAGGGAGAUAUGCAUAAUCGUCAACCAGUCAGCCCUAAGGAGCUCCUCAAAACACUGUUGGAUUAUGAUCUGCUGCCAAUAUAUAUAGUGAGAUUCCUGGGGGAUAUUGGAUCAUCACCAGUGAGCACCUAUAUGACUUUGACUCUUCGAAAGCUUGGGUUUAGUACUUACAAAACAAACGCGCUGUCGAUUCCAUAUAAUGUUCUCUCUGUCAUCACCAUGUUGCUAGCUGGAUAUUUUUCUGAAAUAGUAAACCAGAGGUCACUUAUUAUAAUGGGAACUCCAAUAUGGAUUUUGGCAUGUCUCUUUCCUCUAAGGUUCUGGCCUGGCUCUCAAGUGAACACCUGGGGAACAUACGCCUUGCUAACGGUUUUAUUGGGACACGCACCUAUAUGGCCUCUCAGUAUAAGUUGGUGCUCUGCAAAUUCAAAUUCAGUGAGGACACGCGCUGUCUCGGCGGCUAUGGUAAACAUUUACUCACAAGCUGCCGGUAUUGUUUCCGCAAAUAUUUACAGAACGCCGGAUAAACCGCUCUAUCACAAAGGUAACGAUGCUUUGAUUGGUAUCGCAUUCGGGACUAUUGCGGCCUGUCUUUUCACGAAGUUUUAUUACAUUUAUCGUAAUAAGCAAAAGGAUAAGAUUUGGAAUGCCUUCACUGAGGAGGAAAAACUCAGAUACACAAUAGAGACGACUGACGAUGGAAAUAAAAGAUUGGAUUUCAGGUUUGUUCACUGA